AUGCAAGCCAACGGGCCCUCGUCGCCGAGCAAGGCAAAGCGCUCGCGUGCCGAAAUGGAGGCUGACGGCGCCGUCUCUGCAAGAGAAGCUGCGGCCCAAGUCCAAGACGACGAUACUUCCUCCGACGACGAUGACUUCGGUCCGGCCCUCCCCUCCUCGGCGCCCAAGAGGAAAAAGCGCAAGCUGCCGUACGAAAAGCUCUAUAUCGCUGCCCUGCCCGGCGCAAACCGCUACUCCAAAUCACUUAUGCAUCGCGAGCAACUGUGCUUUACCACUUUGACGCCCCACACCGACUUCCUCAUAACGAGCUCCGUCGACGGCGUGGUCAAGUUUUGGAAGAAGGACUUUGGCGGUAUAGAGUUUGUCAAGGAGUUUAGGGCGCACAAUGGCGAGAUCAAGUCUGUCAACGUGAGCGCAGACGGCCGUAGCUUUGCCACUGCAGGCGCCGACAAGACGAUCAAAAUCUUUGACGUCGUCACCUUCGAUCUCCUGGCCAUGCUGACUGUCGAGUAUACCCCUCGCGCGGUUUGCUGGCUGCAUGGCCGAGGCGCAAGCUUUCCUCAACUCGCCGUCAGCGCCCAAGAGAAUGGUUGGAUCCGCAUAUACGAUGGCAGGGGGGAGAAUCCGGACCCGCUGCAAACGCUCAAGAGUGUGCACAGGGCGUCGGUCAGCAUAAUGGCAUACAACAAUGAAUUCGACUGUGUCGUAAGCGUCGAUCAAGGGGGUAUGGUCGAGUACUGGAGACCCAAUGGAAAUUAUGAAAAGCCAGACAACGUAUGGUCGCUGAAGAGCUCCACCAACUUGUUCGAGUUCAAAAAGUCAAAAUGUGUGCCCUCGUCGCUUACCAUAUCCCCCUCUGGGAAGCAGUUUGCCACCUUUUCCUUUCCUGAUCGAAAGAUCCGCGUCUUCGAUUUUGCAACGGGCAAACUCUAUCGGACGUACGAUGAAUCAGUUGAAACCAUCACGAGCAUGCAACAGGCCGGCACCGCUGUCCAACACCUAGAGGACAUGGAGUUUGGUCGACGGAUAGCCAUCGAGAGAGAGCUUGACCAGCCUACUACAAGAGGUCGCAUGAAUGUCAUAUUUGAUGAGACAAGUAAUUUCAUCCUAUAUGGCAGCAUGUACGGAGUCAAAGUCAUCAACACGCUGACCAACAAGCUCGUGAAGCUGUACGGCCAAGAAGAAUCCAUCCGACCGCUAUGGCUGUGUCUCUAUCAAGGUCAACCAGAGAAAAAAGGUGUCGUCACGGUCGAAAUGGCAGCGAGCGAGAACCCACUGCUUCAAGAAGCCGAGGCGAGAGACGCCAUGCUGGUCUCUACAGGUUCUGGCAAGGUCCGCUUCUACAUGUACACCAAUGAUGCCAGCGCUACCAAGUCGACCCGUGACGUACAGAACGAGAAACCCCGUGCCGCUGGCGCCAACAAACAAAAGAAUGAUAAAACACUCGCAGCAACGGAUACGACGGCAACACUCCACACUACCUAUGGCGACAUCACCAUUCGCCUCUUCCCAGACGCCGCACCCAAGGCUGUGGAGAAUUUCGUCACCCAUGGGCGCAAUAACUACUACAACAACGUCAUCUUCCACCGCGUAAUCCGCAAAUUCAUGAUACAAACCGGUGACCCACUUGGCGACGGCACAGGCGGAGAGAGCAUCUGGGGCAAGGAAUUUGCAGACGAGUUCUCCAACUUGAAACAUGACAAACCCUAUACCGUGAGCAUGGCAAAUGCUGGGCCAAAUUCGAAUGGAAGCCAAUUCUUCAUUACAACUGAAAAGACUCCCUGGCUCGACAAUAAACACACCAUCUUUGGAAGGGCGAUUGCGGGUAUGGACGUUAUUCACAAGAUCGAAAACACCAAGGUAUACAAGGAGAAGCCGGAAGAGGAUAUCAAGAUUAUCAGUGUCUCCAUCUCUUGA
This is a messenger RNA of Alternaria burnsii, 1917 nucleotides long. RefSeq lists its product as uncharacterized. NCBI's taxonomy places the organism in Eukaryota, Fungi, Ascomycota, Dothideomycetes, Pleosporales, Pleosporaceae. Gene Ontology annotation, biological process: protein folding; protein peptidyl-prolyl isomerization. Gene Ontology annotation, molecular function: peptidyl-prolyl cis-trans isomerase activity; protein binding. The transcript has 3 exons. The record is from RefSeq and is a predicted model, not a curated record. The coding region runs from base 1 to 1917 and encodes 638 amino acids.